Aspergillus saccharolyticus JOP 1030-1 is the source of this 690-nucleotide messenger RNA. RefSeq lists its product as uncharacterized. Lineage: Eukaryota; Fungi; Ascomycota; Eurotiomycetes; Eurotiales; Aspergillaceae. Bases 1 to 195 code for a protein of 64 amino acids. The transcript is spliced from 2 exons. The record is from RefSeq and is a predicted model, not a curated record.
AUGCGUGACAUGCCGUCCCGAUUCAUUGAGAUUCUUGACCCCAGCGAUGGCUACCCUCGCAUCUCCGACUCUGACGGCUCCUCGAAAGCCAGCAUGGACAAGGAUCGCAUAGAGCGGGAUAACCUGUCCUCGCCGGGGCAACGGUGGAAGCGGCUCAGCAACAUCCUUGUCCCCAAUCGACGUGCCUCCACCUGAGAGGACACGCGCCUUUCCGUAUACAAUCCUAUCUACGAUAUUUGAUCUUUAGCGACGACAACUACGAUGACGAGCGGUCCCGGAGAUCCUCCGUCCAACGCAAACUAUCCCCACUCACCUACCUUCCUUACGGUCUCCACCAUGCUACUACAACUUUCACUGUGCUUAUAACAUCAUGACAAAAGAACUCAUCACGCGACGAAUCCUUUUUACGAGAAAACGAAACGACCCAUUGCCACUCCUGAUUCUCGAGUUUUACAUUUUCGGAGUUUGGACUCUAGACUUGGAGUAGAUGUCACUACAAUUACUUUGUCAUUUUUUUCAAAGGACGGGACUCUGAUUUUGGGUUUCAAAUUUAGCGCAGGAGUAGGCAGACACAAUUUUCUUUUAUCUCUUUGGGUACUGGAUAUUACUACAUUUCACAAGAUGAUUGGAGAGACAAUGUGAAGCAUGGAUAAAACGAAUAUACAUAAAAACCUGGAAUUCAGUUGAGAC